Messenger RNA from Leucoraja erinaceus (little skate), 5414 nucleotides. Its product is annotated as actin-binding Rho-activating protein-like. The record is from RefSeq and is a predicted model, not a curated record. NCBI's taxonomy places the organism in Eukaryota, Metazoa, Chordata, Chondrichthyes, Rajiformes, Rajidae. Gene Ontology annotation, biological process: positive regulation of Rho protein signal transduction. The transcript has 2 exons. Gene Ontology annotation, molecular function: actin binding. Bases 296 to 766 code for a protein of 156 amino acids.
UAUAAUGCCCUUUGAACGCUGCGGUUUGCUCCGAUCCUUUACUGUUGGUUAUCUCACAGUCCCAUCAUGAUCGACCGCUGCUGAUUCGGACUUGUGGGCUGCACAUUAACAGUUGUACAAUGUUCAGCGACUCGAGAUGCUGGGAUCUGGAGCAAAAUAACAAACUGCGGCAGGAACUCAGUUUUAGAUAGAAACGCCUUCUGAUGUGAAGCGAACUCAAAUGCGCAGUUGUUGGCAAUUCUGGAGAAAGGAUUGCUACGAAGACUUUCUCCGGGAUUAAUGCAUAGGGAAGGAAAUGGAAGACGGUGAAAGUGGUCACAAGGACAUGCCGGGGACGGUAGAAGGACGAGGAAUAGCGACGCUGAUGCAGAAGUGGCAGAAAUGGGCUGGUGACUACAGGGAAUAUCAGAGGAGCAAUCCUUUCAGUGGCUCCCAUGUGGCGUCGUCUUUGGAACAGUGCAAAGCUGGAGAGGAAUAUGGGCGUCCGAAAAACGGAUCUAAAACCGAGCAACGGGGCAGGGAUGCGCAUCGCCUGGUUGGUAGAGAAAUCGAAGAAUUGCUUUACAUUAUUAAAAGGAACGGAGAAAGCGGUUCAGAUGGAAACAUUUGCGUGACGUUUGGCAGGUUGUUCGAUGCCUAUGUGACAAUCUCCAAUAAAGUUGUGGGGCUCCUCUUGCGAGCGAGGAAACACGGUCUAAUUCGUUUUGAUGGUGAAAUGCUUUGGCAAGGAAGGGACGAUCAUGUUCUCAUCACACUGGUGGAAUGAAAAUAGGCUCCCUUUAGUCGUUAGGAAUUGAGGCCGUGUGGGGUUUCGCUGUUGACAGUUUGGUUUGGAGAUACAGUAUCAGUUGUUUCCAAACCCGGGACUUGCAGCUCUCUGGUGUAUAACAGUGAAUUUGCACUUAUUGUAAGCAUUAAGAGUGUCACUGAAACCUACAAACUGUAAAAGUUAGCAGUAGCUUGAAGCUCCACUUACUGAUUUAACGAGAAAUGUUGACAACUGGUCAAGAAAAAAUGGAAGUGUCAACUACAAUUUUAUGUCAGGUAAUGAGGAUUUACAUUUGGUUUGUUUUGGGUAAUCGACGUAACUUUGCUGUAACUGAAUUGAGAAUUGAGAUGGGGUUUUUUAAAAUCUCGGUAUGUUUAUUUUUGACUCGCGAAAAACAUUAAAAGGUGUAUCAAACUGAAAGAAAAUGCAUGUCAGACGGAAACCUCUUUCCGAUCUAUUCUGCCAACACGACAGAUUCACUAGAAUCUGCUGGGGAUUAAUUUAAUAAAACAAAUGUAAAGCUAAUUUAAUGGAGACAAAAGUAAAUAUCCGUUUACAUCGAGUUCAACAUUGUGGGAAUUAAGGGCCCGAGACACAGAUACUUGCCUCAAAGCAUUAACUAAAAUCCUAUCAUUCUAUCAAAUGUCUGAUUAUAAAUCUCCAACGAAAGUGGCAAUAAAAUAAUACGCUUUUAUUUGCUGUAUUACUUAUCUUCCACUCGUGACUGUUCUCCGGGUGCUUCGGUUUCCUGCCACAUUCCAAAGAUAUUCAGGUUUAUUGGUCAAUUGGCUUCUGUAAAAUUGCCCCUACUAUGUACAGUAAAACUAUUGUACCGGUGAUCCCUGGUCGGCGCGGACUCGUGGACCAAAGGCUUUCCACGCUUUAUCUCUAAACUAAACUGAAAUGACUUGCUAAAUACAACAUCCGACAGUCUAAAGGGGUGAACAUUUUGUCUUUUUGCUAAAUACAUAUUCAUUCUUUUGCCAUUUGGCUAUUGUUGACUGAGCUAGCAUUUAUUAUCUUCCUCUGAUUACCCUUGAUGCAGAUAAGCCGUCAUUAAUAGGUUGAAGGCCAAUAGCAAAGUGAGUAACACUGCCAUCAUGGAGCUUCAGUAUGCGGACGACUGCACCAUUGCAGCGCACUCCGCAGAAGACCUCCAGGGCAUCCGGAAUGUCUUUGCCAAGGCAUACAGAGCUAUGGGCCUUGCCUUAAACAUCAAGAAAACCCAGGUCCUACAUCAACCUCCGCCUAACCAGCCGUCUAUCCAGCCCACUAUAAAAGUGAACGACACCACUCGUGAAAACGUUGAGCACUUCCCCAACCUUGGCAGCAUUCUUUCCUCAAAACCUGACAUCGACUCUGAGGUCAACCAUCGUCUGAAUUGUGCCAGUGGAGCCUAAGCCAGUCUCAGGAAAUGAGUCUUUGAAGACCGAGACCUAAAGGCUCAAACAAAACUGCUGAUCUACAGAGCCGUUGUCCUCCCCACCCUGUUGUAUGUAGCUGUCAUGAACCAACUACAGCAGGCACCUGAGCCCUGGAAAAGUACAAUCAAAGAUUCUUAGGAUCAGCCGUGAAGACAAACGCACCAACAUCAGCGUUUUGUAGGAAGCCAACAUGAUCAGCAUCACCACCACAAUAAUGCAGCACCAACUUCGAUGGACUGGCCACGUCAUCUGCAUGUCCAACACACAUCUCGCUAAUCAAAUCCUGUACUCUCAAUUGAAAGAAGGUUGGCGAGCCCCCGACAGGCCAAAGAAAUGCUUCAAUAGCAACAUCAAGAACAGUCUGAAGAAAUUCCACAUCACAUUGAGCAACUGGGAGCACAUUGCACUGCACAGGCGCUCCUGGAGGAAAUCCGUGCUGGAAGAAGCUGCACGUCAUGAAACGGAACUAUGCCGUGUCGCAGAGACAAAGCCACAGCACCGUAAGAGAGAGAGAAGGGGGCUCGACGACUACCAACCACCGCCAGUCUCCACUGCCUACAUUGCACCAAGGUGUGUGGAUCACGGAUCUGCCUCUACAGAUAUCUGCAGACCCACAAGUAGACGACCCUAUGGAAAGGAGGACAGUCAUACUCGUUUUCUGUGACCACCGAUUAUUAUGAAGACCAGCUCAAGGUGCUCGCACAAUUAUUGAAUAGGGAGUUCCAACAUUUAGGUGCAGUUAGGGCUUGGAACGUGUAGCGUAGUACCCGAGGUGAUUAAAUGCAAUGCUAUUUGCACUGGUAUUUGCACUUCAGCCACUGCAAGGGUGAUGGAAAGAAUGCACUUUUGUGUGUACAAUGAGGCCCCACAUAAAAGAGGCUGCUUUGUCCUGAACCACGAUGAGCUUGAACGUUGUGGCUGGAUUCGUACGAGUAUUCUUUAUUGACCUUGCAGCUUUGUUGUUAUGCGACUGGUCCUCAAGAGUCUCUAACCUUCCCCACCUCGAUUAUAGGUUUAUAGAUCGCAGGUUAAUUAAGGUACAAUGAAUAUUAAAAUGAUGAAACUUUAUUGUUGGAGAUCACCUGGCAAUUCUUAGCAUAUGACCAAAUGUUACUUGUCACAUCAGCUUUCCCCACAUGUAGUCUAAGAUUUGCUGUGUACCGUGGCGGUGAAUCGAAUUGAACAUUGAGCAAAUGCAGGAGUAACAAAGUUACCCAUUCCUUCUCUCCAGGGAUGUUGCCUGUCCCGCUGAUUUACUCCAGCAUUUUGUGUCUGACUUUGGUUUAAAUCAGCAUCUGCAGUUCCUUUCUACACAUUGAGCAAAUACACCUACCCCUUACCUUGUUAUUACGUGAUGGAUGGAAGGCAGUUUAUUGAUGAAAUAGAUGCAAAAUGGCUGAAUUUGGGACACUGCCACGAAAAACAGUAACUUGUCCUGGGCCAGGGUUAAUUCAUCUUGAUCAUGGUCAAAGGCAACAUUUUUUUGCUUUUAUUUUUGCAAAUGUCUAAUUUGCAAACCAAUAGAAUUCCAUUACAUUUUCUAUUUUCUCGCCUUAAAGAGAAAGAACAACUUUUACACAAUGAGUAGAACCAACAAAUUCUGGAAAUGCAUAGGUCACACAGCAUUUGUGGAGAGAGAAGCAAUGUUUCAGGUCAAUGAUAUAGGAGAUAUGAUGAAGGGUCAAAGACUUAAAUUUUUUAACUCUUUCUCCACAGAGGCGUUUGACCCACUGAGUGCUUUCAGCAUAUAUAUUUGGAUUUAAUUCAUCUGCACUUCGUUUUGGUAUUCUCUUUGUCAUAUCAUCCUUUGAGUUGGGUUUGAGUUUAGGUUAUUGUCACGUGUACUGAGGUACAGUGAAAAGUUUUUGUUGCGUGCCAACCAGUCGGGGAGCAGGAACCUCUUCUUCCCCCCCAACUCUUGCCAAGUAAUUCACAACCAUUACAAAAAAUACGACAAGCCACACGGAAAUAUUCUAAGAGGUAACCAUAAAAUUGUUAAAACAUCUAGCUCCAAAAAAGUGAAGAUGUAUUUGGCAAUUGUGCUGGGAUAAAAAUUGAGCAAUAUGGUAAAUUAAGGAAAAAUACAGAACGUACAAAAAAUUGUAGGUUUGACUUUACUACAAUAGUGCAGCUAGUAGCUUCAUUGCCAUGCAGCACAUAGAUCUGAGUUCAAUCAGGACCACUGGUACAGUCUACAUGAAGUUUGCACAUUCUCCAUGUGUGCACAUAGGGGAUUAUUAUAAAUGGGAGGUUAAUGAUUGGUGUGAAUUGGUGGGCUGAAGGGAACAAUUACCUGCUUAUCAUUCUGAUGCUAAAUAAAAGGCCAUCGAACUGGAGGGAUGUUCACUCUCCGGGAAUUUAAUUUUCACACUACAUUUGGAUUAAUUAAAAUAUGUCAGAAUGGGGCAGUGCUGCAGAUAAAAAAAUAUAUAUUCCAAAGGGAAAAUGUAGGAUAAAAAAUAUAUACAUUACAAGGGAAAAUGUAGGCAUAAAGUAGAUUUCUUUAAAGCCUUAAGCUUGACAUUAUGAUGUCAUUAAACUGGAAAGGGAGCAGAGAAGAUUCAUGAGGAUGCAACCAGGACUGGUGGGCUUGAUUAAGGAGAAGCUGGAUAGGCUAAGACUGCUGUUACUAGAGCACAGAACUUUAAAGUGGGGUGACAUUAAAGAUAAGUGAAAAUCAUGAGGGUUGCAGAUAAGGUGGAUGGUCCCAAUCUUGCUCUCAGUGUAGGGCAGUUUAAAACUAAAAGCCAUAAGUUUAAGGUGAGAAAUGAAGGAUUUAACAGACACGAGGGACCAUUUUUUUUGUCACAAAUGGAACAAGCAAUGAUGCAAAUCAGUGGUCGGAAAAUUACCAGAGAGUAUUCUGAGGGAUGGAAUAUACAUGCAUUUAGAUGGAUAAGAGCUGAUUAGGUAUAAUUAACAUGGUUUUGUUUGUGGGAAGUUGUGUCGCACAAAUCUGAGUUUUUUGAGGAUGUGCCUAAAAAGGUUGAUGAAGGCAGAGCUGUAGAUGUUGUAUACAUGGAUUUCAGUAAGGUAUUCGACAUUGGUGAUGGGUGCUUGCAACAAGCUGCUGGAGGAUAUUGAGGCAGGUACUAGCGCAAUGUUUAAGAAACAUUUAGACGGGUACAUAUAUAGGACUGGUUUAGAGGGAUAUGAGCCAAAAGCAGGCAGGUGGGGCUAGAGUAGAUGGGACAUGUUGGCCGCUGCGGGCAAGUUGGGGG